This is a messenger RNA of Exophiala bonariae, 2166 nucleotides long. RefSeq lists its product as uncharacterized. Gene Ontology annotation, cellular component: nucleus. Lineage: Eukaryota; Fungi; Ascomycota; Eurotiomycetes; Chaetothyriales; Herpotrichiellaceae. Gene Ontology annotation, molecular function: DNA-binding transcription factor activity, RNA polymerase II-specific; sequence-specific DNA binding; zinc ion binding. Gene Ontology annotation, biological process: positive regulation of transcription by RNA polymerase II. The record is from RefSeq and is a predicted model, not a curated record. Bases 1 to 2166 code for a protein of 721 amino acids. The transcript is spliced from 3 exons.
AUGUCGUCCAUAUCGCCUGUAGCCUCCUACUCGUCGGCGCAGCCUCCAGACCCAAACGGCGGUUACAAGUAUGAAGACCCGACAGCUUACCACAUCCCCACCGGCUAUCCCAACCAGUUCGAAAUCCCUCUCCCUCUCUCACGAUCAGACUCGGAAGCACAGAGAGACCUAUCAAAAGUCCAAUCUGCUGGCUCUUCGGAACCAAAGAUUCGUUUACGCAAGGCCUGUGACAGUUGUAGUGUGCGCAAAGUAAAGUGUGAUGAAACUGGCCCGCCAUGCAAGUCUUGCGCCGCCCUCGAAAUUCCAUGCACCUUUGAUCGCCCCAGUCGUCGCCGAGGCCCUCCAAACAAGCACGCCGAAGCCAUCAAGAGACAGAAGCUUGAAGGCGGUGUCUAUGAAGGAUCAAGGGGAUCCCCAACUCACGAUGCUGCCUAUAGUUUGGCUGCGCUUGCGGCCCCAGUCACCCUGUCCGCUGAGUCCAUCUGUGAUCUGCCAACACUGGGACUUCUUCUCGAUGACUAUUUCACCUACAUCCAUCCUUUGAUCCCGUUGCCUCACGAGCCCACCUUCCGCCGAUCAUUUGAGGCCCGUGAAGAUCGUACAAACCACAACUUCCUGUCCUUGAUUGCUGCCAUGGUGGAAUGUCUCGUGGCAUCGUUUCCACGCAGACCUCGGCAACUGUUCACCUCCGAAGCAGCCAAAGCACAGUUCCCCCACGCUGGCGCCUUGAUCGACCGGUGUCAUCAGGUCUUCAUCGAGGCCCGGGGAGUCGGCUACAUGGACAGACAGAUGAAUCUUUAUGACGGUGUUGCUAGUUACUUGGUCGCUCUAGCGGCUGGCUACGUAUUGGACACUUCACGCAUGCGGCUAUAUCUUGGAGAGUGUACCAUCAUUACACGGGAACUGGGCUUCCAUAGACCCGAGAUCUAUCGUCCUGCCGCCACCCCCGGUGGAACAUAUCAGCCCGUCGACCUACAACGACCUCCUCCCAUCGACCAUGUCUAUCAGGAGUCUGGGCGGCGACUGUUCUGGCUCCUCUUUGUGGGUGCGAUGUCGGCUCGACAGUUGGACGACGCAGAGGGCGAUCUAUUAAUACCUCCAGUUUCCCAUGCCGAAAUGCUUCCAACCCUUCCUUUGGAGGUGGACGAUGAAUACAUCACAGAAUCACAGGUUUAUCCACAACCGCGUGGUAUCGUAUCUGAACUGACGGGUUUCAAUCUCAACGUCAAGGUAUUCCGGGCAUUUCAUUUCUUGGCAGCUCUCGAAUUGGCAUUUGGAGCCAACACGGUCUAUGAUUGGGAUCGCCAACGCCAAUUCAUUCGUCGUGCACUCCAAAACGUCAAGGAUGCAACACGAGAUGCGCCGAAAGAGUUACAGUUGAAUCCGGCCAAUGGUUUCGGGGAAUGGCCUCCCACCCAAGCUGAUAUCUCGGCCUACUCGCAUUUGUUCAACGACCGAGAUGCUGGGGAUGUCGAACCCACUCCAACCCCCGUAAGCGCUCGAGGCUCAUUGUCCGCUGGUUCAUUUUCCAAGAGGUCCAUACAGUUUGAGAUCCAAAAGGCUAACAUCUACGGAACCCAACUUUCAUCACGAUCCUAUCUGGUGGAGAGAUUUUGGAAUCUAUACGAGAUCGUGGAUCGAGACAAGCUGACCUUCCCCACCGAUAAGUCCGGUGCGAGCUCCUCCCCCACGGCUGGGAUCAUGACGACAGGCAUGGAUCACAGUUAUAGACAAUUGACGGGCCGGACACCCAGUGACAGUCUGAUGGAUACCGGUGAGCAAAUGAUGGCUGUAGAGAGAGAAGACAUUGUUCGCGACAUGGCAUUGCUGUUGAAGAGCAUAAAUCAAGUCAAUAUGGAGCCAAAUGGCAUGAGCUUUUGCAACAAAAUCCGCACGGUGGCAUCUACCUUACUCGAAACCAAACGCGCUCGAAUGAGUGUCAUGCCGACUUUGGACUCGGAAAGCGUCAACAGUUACCUUCAUGCGUUCCUUGAUAUCCUCUCCAAGUUGGAGCGAUUGGGCCCUGGCCGAUUCCGUGGUGUCACCGAUGUGGCAACCGGCAGCCUUCUAAGGUCACCCGAAGAGACCGAGGAGGAAGAACUGGUAUAUUGGGCCAGCCUGAAGGAACACCAAGAGAGGUUCGUCCGGACAAACGGAGUCUGGUAG